AUGGCACCACCACUGCCGCCGUCACCUGUUCAGCAUGAACUGGCCGAUUUGGCGCGCGUUUUCCGGGAGCGGUCAACGAAGGAAAUUCCCCUUUCGUAUAUGGAAUAUUUGUCACUCUCAAAGCGGAUUAGGGUACUUUCUUUGCCUCAGCCCCAACAGCCAUUGUGGAAGGAGCCAAUAGUGUCUUCUUCUGCUUCUUCCUCUUCCAAGGAAGAAAAUUUCAUGUCAUUUUCUAAUGCGGCAAAAGAAGCCUUGCGAAUCCUAGAGGAAGUUAAAAGCAGGCCUUUGUUGUCCAGCAGGAAGCGAAGGAAACUCGCACCGCCGCCCUCAUUUGUCUGCCCUUCAAUGCCUGAAGAUGAGAUUGCUAAUAUUUCCGCCUCAGCGGCAUCUUUACCCUCCUCAUAUAGAGCCCCAUCGACGCCAUCGUUGACAUCAAAACAGCAAGAACCUGGAGUUCGACCGUGGUGGAGCUCCAUUUGGAAUGUGUACGAUACACUUUAUUCGGUUACUAGACGACCAAAAAAGAUCCCAGUAAGUAAUAAGGAUAUUGUCCAGCGGGAUUUUUCUUUUCCAUCUGUACGCACAUUCCUCUCAGAUUCCAGCACAGCUAAUAGCCAAAGUGGCACCUUGGCUCCAUUUGGCGGCUCUUUAGUGGGCAAUGGACAACCGGAAACCACAUUGCCUUCCCCGAGUGGUUCCGUAUUUUCCAUAGAGGCAAAUAUUCCUCGCUCUGACGCUUCAAAUAGUAUUUCAAAUCAUGACCCAAAGGCACAUAUGGAACGAGCACCAAAAGUGACUUUUUCGCUUCCAGAAGACCGGCCCGAAAUAUCAUCCACAUCCACAAUUGCACCAUCAACUGCUCAAUCAACUGCCCCAUGGGUGCCGAUAGCGACGCCUAUGUUGCCAGCGGCAACUUCAUUUCAGCCUUCUUCACAGUUUUCGUUCUCGUUUCCUUCUUCCAAUCAAAAGUUUGAUAUGGCUUCAAAAGCCUCAUCCAUUGAAAUCAAGGAGAUUAUUGAGGACGAAAAGGAGAAGAAAACGCUUCCGGAGGAGGAAAAAAAGCCCGAAUCAAGUUCUUCCCUUACCUUACUCCCAAGUAUAUCUGCGCCAGAUUCAAAAUUGUGUCCAGUUGCAUCGCCUACGCCCUCUUUUGAAGCGUCAAGACCAUUCUCUUUGACAUCUACGGCUUCUACUCCACCUGCGGCCUCUGCAACAUCUGCGGACUCUACAAAAUCUACGCCACCUGUAUCAUCCCAGCUCCCCGCCAUGAGCGCCAAAGGAUUUUCCUUUUCCUUUCCAUCAGCCAAUGUCUCCCAAUCGACCCCAACGCAAGAUCAGAAUUUGAAAACACCAUCACCGUUUGGAAGCUCUAGCGCUUUCACGUUCAAUGGAUCUUCCACUUCACCGUUUGGGAGCCUCAACAAUACGGCUCCCGCUUCUCAAAAGGAUGGGGCUUCUUCUGUAGCCGGAGCUUCCUCGCUAUUUUCAACCAUUUUUACGCCUGCAACUCAAACAGGCUCCACAGCGGACCCGAAAGUUGGAUCGGUCUUUUCAUUUGGAAGCCAAGUGACUUCUCCUUCUAGUGGCCCCUGUCAGCCAUUCGUGUUUGGAGCAAGUGGUGCCACUAAUGCUGCAUCCUCAUUCCCGGGCCUACUACCUACAGGUUCAGCAGCCAUUGCAGCGGACACUGGACUUCCGUCCACGGGUGCAAUUGGAGGUUUUUCAUCACCGUCGUUUAUUAGUAAUGGUGGGGGGCUCAACUCGCCUGUCAUGUCAGCCGGAUCUUCACAGGGCAGGUUCAUAAUACCGGCCCACAAGCUUAAGCGCAGGCGGUAG
Molecule: messenger RNA, 1836 nt
Organism: Mitosporidium daphniae
Lineage: Eukaryota; Fungi; Microsporidia
Exons: 1
Coding region: 1-1836 (611 amino acids)
Source: RefSeq, a predicted model, not a curated record